Molecule: messenger RNA, 804 nt
Organism: Clavispora lusitaniae ATCC 42720
Lineage: Eukaryota; Fungi; Ascomycota; Pichiomycetes; Serinales; Metschnikowiaceae
Gene: KRE9
Product: Kre9p
Biological process (GO): cell wall biogenesis; (1->6)-beta-D-glucan biosynthetic process; fungal-type cell wall organization
Cellular component (GO): extracellular region
Source: RefSeq, a predicted model, not a curated record
AUGCAGAUCACAGUUUUAUGGACGUUUUUGCUGUUCAUAUCAUUAGCUUUAGCUGAUGUAUCCAUUUCUAAUCCUUCAACAGGACAAACUUUUGAUGGCUCGGAUGGAACCGCUACCGUCAGCGUGAAGUGGAUCGAUGACGGAAACGAUCAGGUGCCUUUGAAGGACGUUGAAAAAUAUUCCAUCGUUUUGUGUACGGGUCCAAACAACAACAUCAAGCCUGUUAAGAGUUACACAACCUCUUUAUCUGGAUCCGAAACGGGGUACGAACUUUCCAUCAAAGCGUCUGACGUGCCUAAUGGCGAAUACUUUGUCCAGGUGUUUGCAAAAGUCAAAAACGGCUACACCAUUCAUUACACGAACAGGUUCAAGUUGACAGGUAUGUCCGGAUCAGCAGGUAGCUUCACAUUCCCAGGAAGCUUGUUCAGUGUAACGGGUGACAAGCCAACUCCGCAGAUUGAUGUUUCCAGUUCUUCUCAGACGAUUAACUCCGCUUCUUUCACUGUUCCUUACACUUUGCAAACUGGCACAUGGAGAUUUGCUCCUAUGCAGCUCCAGCCAGGUACCACAGUUACACACACUGCUUAUUCUACAAGACACCCUUCCUCGGCCUAUACUCCAUUCACGAGCAUUAGUCCUUCUCCUAAUGUCUACUCUACCAUCACACCGGGAUGGAGUUAUUCUGUUGUUUCUAAAAUCAACUCUGCUCCUGUUGCUCCAUAUCCUACUUAUUACUAUCCCGCAUCCUCUAGAGUGUCUCAAGCAAGCUUGAGCUCGGCAAGAAGAAGAAGAUGGCUUGAUUAG